This is a messenger RNA of Thalassophryne amazonica, 2098 nucleotides long. RefSeq names its product solute carrier family 16 member 1a (gene slc16a1a). Gene Ontology annotation, molecular function: monocarboxylic acid transmembrane transporter activity. Bases 348 to 1718 code for a protein of 456 amino acids. Gene Ontology annotation, cellular component: membrane. NCBI's taxonomy places the organism in Eukaryota, Metazoa, Chordata, Actinopteri, Batrachoidiformes, Batrachoididae. The transcript is spliced from 5 exons. The record is from RefSeq and is a predicted model, not a curated record. Gene Ontology annotation, biological process: transmembrane transport; monocarboxylic acid transport.
GGAGAAAGCAUUGUAUGAACACGGCGUGGAGCUCCGCACAGUUCAUAAGAACUUGACUGACCUCUCCAUCGUAUUGUCUGGAUCAUCCAGCUUGAUUUAGGUGCAAACGGAACAUUUUAACCUCACUUAAGAAACAGAUUAAGCCAGAGGCACAGGUGGUCUGUCACAGCAAAUACAGAACCACAGGUCCCUCACAGAUCUAUAGAAUACAUACCAGCUCCUGUCAGUGAUGUUUGCACUGUAUUAACAUCACCUGAAGACUUUUUUCCCUUUUUUAAAUCUGCAGAGCUCAUCUGGCACCAAGCAAGCUCACCAUAUCUGCAUAAGGCGUUGAACAAGGAGUGAAAAUGCCGGUUGCCCUCGGCGGUCCUGUCGGCUACACACCACCUGAGGGUGGUUGGGGAUGGAUGGUGGUGAUUGGUGCUAUCAUCUCCAUUGGUUUCUCUUAUGCGUUCCCCAAGUCUAUCACCGUUUUCUUCAAGGAAAUCGAGGUGAUCUUUGAUGUGACCAGCAGCCAAGUGUCAUGGAUCUCUUCCAUCAUGUUAGCAGUUAUGUAUGGCGGAGGUCCAAUCAGCAGCAUCCUGGUGAAUAAAUAUGGGAGUCGCCCUGUGAUGAUGCUCGGAGGAUGCUUAGCUGGAGUUGGCCUUGUUUCUGCCUCUUUCUGCAAUUCGGUUGAAGCUCUGUACUUCUGCAUUGGUGUGGUAGGAGGUUUGGGUUUGUCCUUCAAUCUUAACCCAGCCCUCACUAUGAUUGGAAAGUACUUCUACAAGAGGCGGCCCAUUGCUAAUGGAAUUGCUAUGGCUGGCAGCCCCAUAGUUCUCUCCACGAUGGCUCCUAUAAACACCUGGUUCUUUGACAAGUUUGGCUGGAGAGGAAGCUUCCUGAUUCUUGGGGGGGUGCUCCUCAAUUGCUGUGUUGCUGGUUCGCUCAUGCGACCUAUAGGACCAAAGCCCAAACCUGCAGAGAAAUCUACAGAGAGGAGAACUGUAAUGCAGGUCAUUAACAGCUUCAUUGACCUCUCUUUAUUCAAACACCGUGGAUUUUUGCUAUAUAUUAUGGGCAAUAUUGUCAUGUUUUUUGGCCUCUUUGCACCACUGGUGUUCCUUAGCAAUUAUGCAAAGAGUAUACACAUCCCUAAAGAAAAGGCAGCUUUCUUACUCUCCGUGCUGGCUAUUGUUGACAUGUUUGCCCGGCCGGCAAUGGGCAUUGUGGCCAAUACUAAGCUGAUCCGACCCAGAGUACAGUACUUUUUUGCUGCCUCUGUUCUGUUCAAUGGUGUGUGCCAUGUUCUAGCCCCUGUGUCAGUAGAUUACACUGGCUUUGUGGUUUAUUCCAUCUUCUUUGGCUUUGCUUUUGGCUGGCUGAGUUCAGUGCUGUUUGAGACCUUGAUGGAUCUGGUGGGAGCUGAACGCUUCUCCAGUGCUGUGGGUCUGGUCACUAUUGUAGAGUGUGGUCCUGUCUUAUUAGGGCCCCCUAUGCUUGGGAAGUUCAAAGACAUCUACCAUGACUACAAGUACACAUACCAAAGCUGUGGGAUCCUUCUCAUCAUUUCCAGUGUCUUCCUGUUUGUAGGAAUGGGAGUGAACUACCGUCUUUUGGAUAAAGAGAAAAAAGAGGAGGAGAGGAAGGCCAGGGUGGGAGGCAGAGACCAAAGAGCCAGCAGGGACAAGGCUGCCAAGGAUGUGACAGAAGCUAAAAACACAGAAAAUGCUGUCUAAUUUUAACUUCUCAUAUACAGAGGUUUUUUGUGUUAUAAUAAACAUGGUAACAUGGAUAUUAUGUGUCCUUUUACUAUCUACAAAUUAAUGCUUCAUAACUUGCUUGGACUAAAAUCAUGUCUUUAGCACCACCCUUAACACUAUGUUUGGGACAAUGAUUUGUUUUUGUUGUUGUUGUUGUUGUUUGUUUUUGACACCACCAUUAAUGGACAUCACGUUGCUUUGCAUUUACUAAUUGCAGGUCUCUUCCAUUGACAUUUAAGAUGUGAGAAUAAAACAUAUUUUUCUCAAUAUUCUGGUUUUAUUAUAUUUGACAUAGUGUUGUAACAGUUCUGUUUUGUUGUAAACUAAUAUUUUAUAAUCUAUUUUGGUGUAAAGAA